Zerene cesonia (dogface butterfly) is the source of this 5024-nucleotide messenger RNA. Its product is annotated as multidrug resistance-associated protein 4-like. Gene Ontology annotation, biological process: transmembrane transport. Gene Ontology annotation, cellular component: membrane. Gene Ontology annotation, molecular function: ATP hydrolysis activity; ATP binding; ABC-type transporter activity. The transcript is spliced from 25 exons. Lineage: Eukaryota; Metazoa; Arthropoda; Insecta; Lepidoptera; Pieridae. The record is from RefSeq and is a predicted model, not a curated record. The coding region runs from base 22 to 4116 and encodes 1364 amino acids.
UAAUAUUAUAUCAUAGUGAAAAUGGUUAAAUUAAAAAACGAUUUCGGAAGUAAAAACAAAAAUGAAGAUGAGUGGAAAAAACAAAAAGACACUGCGCCACCGCAAAAAAGUGUCCCAGGACUUAUCUCACGUGUGUUUUAUGCGUGGAUGUUUCCCUUAUUCUUGAAUGGAAACCGCAGAGACCUCGAGGAAUAUGACUUAGUGCCAACUAAAAGCAUUUAUGACUCUAAGGUUACAGGUGAUGCUUUAGAAGAAAAUUGGCUCAUAGAAGAAUCAAUAGCAAAAGCAGCGGGGAGGGAACCCUCUCUGAUAAAAGUUUUGAUUAAAACCUUCAUUUGGUCAUAUAUACCUGGUGGUAUUCUACAAUUUAUUUUCACAAGUUUAAGGACGCUCACACCUCUCUUAUUCUCGGAGUUGUUAAGUUAUUGGUCUGUGAAUACCACAAUGACAACUGCAGUGGCUUCAUAUUAUGCUGCAGCUAUGAUCGUAGCAAAUUUAAUUGCGGCUUUUUGUAAUCACCACGGAAACUACUACUGCCAACAAUUUGGAAUGAAGCUUCGGGUUGCAGUCAGUACGCUAAUGUUUAGAAAGAUAAUGCGGAUGAACAAUGGUUCACUCGGCGAAACAACAGCUGGAAAAGUAGUGAACAUAUUGUCAAAUGAUCUCCAGAGAUUCGAUUUAGCGUUCACGUUCCUCAACUACGUGUGGAUCAUACCAAUACAAUUGGUAGUCGUUUGCUAUUUGGGCUAUGUACAAGCUGGAUACGCGGCCCUUAUCGGUAUCGCAGCGUUAAUGGUAAUAGCCCUUCCUAUCCAAGGGGCACUUGGUAGGCUCAUGGGCAAAGUACGUUCCAGCACUGCUGUUAAAACAGAUGAUCGUAUUAAAGUAAUGAGUGAAGUGAUAAACGGUAUACAGGUUAUUAAAAUGUACGCAUGGGAGAUACCCUUCCAAAAAAUGAUCGCACAAAAACGUUUAGAUGAAUUGACGCAAGUGAAAAAAGCAACGAUACUAAGGUCACUCUUCCUCAGUUUUAUGAUCUUUACUGAACGAGCUGCACUUUUCCUUGCAGCCCUCACGUACAUUCUACUUGGUAAUCCACUCACCGCUAAUGUUAUUUAUCCCUUGCAACAGUUCAUGUCAUCGGCCAACUUCAACAUAACCAUGAUAUUGCCAAUGAUUUUAUCAUUAUCAGCUGAACUCGUAGUUUCCUUUAGAAGAGUCCAAGAUUUCAUGAUAUUAGAGGACCGACCCGACUUGGUUUCGGGAUCUUUGGCGCCAAUAUCCAACAUAUUCCGCAAUGUUAACACUAGUUUUAAAAAACCUAAAACCGAGGUCCGACCCAUUUCUUAUAUUCCGAAGACGGAAAUAUCAUUUACUAAUGGUAAGUCUGGAAUGUUCAAAAGAAGAUUACGUAGAAGUCUUUCACACCCAGGAGGAGACAGUAUAAUCGAAGUCCGCGACGUAUCAGCCAGUUGGACUGGAGACCCUAACUUCUUGGCUCUUAAAAAUAUAUCGUUCAGAAUCAAAAAAGGGAAACUGUGUGCCAUUAUUGGAGCUGUUGGUUCUGGAAAGUCGUCUAUUUUGCAACUGCUACUAAAGGAAUUGCCGGCAGCUACUGGCACGGUUUCAGUGUACGGGAAUGUAUCGUACGCUUGCCAAGAGGCGUGGUUGUUCCCGAGUACUGUGAGAGAAAAUAUUCUCUUCGGUUUGCCCUACGAGCCGGAAAAAUAUAAGAGGGUAUGCAGGAAAUGCGCUUUGGAGAAGGACUUCAAACAAUUCCCGUUCGGCGACCAGACUCUGGUGGGCGAGAGGGGGGUCUCGCUGUCGGGGGGACAACGAGCCAGAAUCAAUUUGGCACGUGCCGUCUAUAGAGAAGCUGACAUAUACUUGUUGGAUGAUCCUUUAUCAGCGGUGGACGCUAAUGUUGGUCGCCAAUUGUUCGAAGGAUGUAUCAAUGGCUAUCUGCAAGGACGGACAAGGAUCUUGGUUACCCAUCAAAUACACUUCCUAAAAGCCGCUGAUUAUAUAAUUGUUUUGAAUGAGGGUGGCAUCGAGAAUAUGGGCACAUUUGAUGAGCUUGCAACUUCUGGAAAAGAGUUCGCUAUGAUGUUAACUAACUUACAAGAAAGUAAGAAUGAACUUGAAACCGGAGCUGCAAAUAAGGGUGAUGACAAAGAAAAGGCUGCCCUUCUCAGAAGCGUAUCGAGUACCGACAGUGAGGAUUUACAAGAAUUUGAGGCUCAGAAAAUGCAGGCGGAAGAGAAGCAAUCUGGCAACCUGCGGUGGGAGGUCAUCUCCUCCUAUUUUAGGGCUGGAGGAAGCGUCUUUUUCGUACUCUUUGCUAUGCUUCUGAUUCUCCUGGCCUCAACUGCUGCAGCUGCUUUUGACUACUGGAUCAGCUUUUGGUCGAAUCAAAUGGCUAUUUACGAGGAAGAGAUGCAAGGAGAGGAAAUAGAUCCUGGACUAAAUGUGCAAGUCGGACCAUUCACAACGGGUCAAUAUCUCAUUAUACAAGGUGCUAUAGUGGUGGGUUGCAUCCUAUUGGGGAACCUUAGAGUAAUUCCUUUCGCUACGCUAUGCGCCAAUGCUUCGAGAACCCUACACGAUUCAAUGUUCUCCACCAUGAUUAAGGGGGUUAUGCGCUUCUUUGACACGAGUUCCUCAGGUCGUAUUUUGAAUCGUUUUACAAAAGACAUGGGUGCGUUGGACGAAGUAUUGCCUCGUUCUCUGCUCGAUGUGUUGCAAAUUUACAGCACAUUGCUAUUUAUUUUGGUCUUAAACGCUAUAGCUUUGUACUGGACUUUGGUGCCUUCGGCUGUGUUACUCAUUUUAUUCAUCAUAUUCGUGAAAUUUUAUUUGAAAACUGCACAGGGUGUGAAGCGUCUGGAGGCUACUACGAAGAGUCCAGUAUUUUCAAUGGUUACAUCAUCACUAAGCGGGAUUGCCACCAUACGGUCAGCUAAUGCUCAAAAUCGGCUUAUAAAUGAUUUCGAUAAACACCAGGAUUUACAUACAUCUGCUUGGAACUGUUAUUUAGCUGGAGGCAGUACGUUUGGUUUUUAUUUGGACGCCAUGUGCCAAAUGUACCUCACGGUUAUCAUUUUCGUCUUCCUGUAUCUUGAUUUCGAUGGUAUAAUAGCAGUGGGCAGCGUCGGCCUCGCCGUCACUCAGAGUAACAUGUUGACAGCCAUGCUGCAACAUGGCGCCAGAAUGUUGGUAGAAUUCAUUGCCCAACUCACCAGUGUCGAGAGAGUAUUGGAGUACACACGCAUCGAUACCGAGCCUAAUCUUUUUGAAGGACAAAGGGACGUAUCCCCCACGUGGCCUUCAGAAGGAAGAGUGGUGUUCCAAAAUGUUAACAUGAAAUACGCUCCUGAUGAACCGCCGAUUCUGAAAAAUCUAAACAUUGUCAUAGAGCGAGGAUGGAAGGUCGGUAUAGUCGGCAGAACAGGCGCUGGCAAGUCUUCGCUCAUAUCCGCUCUCUUCAGGUUUGCCUUCAUCGAGGGUAAGAUAACGAUCGACGACAUCGACACGUCAGUAGUAGCACGACAGAAUCUGCGGUCGAAAAUUUCAAUUAUUCCUCAAGAACCUGUGCUAUUCUCAGCUACAAUUCGAUAUAAUUUGGAUCCCUUCAAUAUCUACAGUGAUGAUGAUUUAUGGCGGGCGCUAGAACAGGUCGACAUGAAAUCAAGUGUACCUUCAUUAGACUUCAAGGUGACAGAAGGAGGUUCAAACUUCUCAGUCGGCCAAAGACAGCUCAUGUGCUUAGCGCGCGCCGUGCUCAGAUCGAACAAACUGCUCAUCAUGGACGAAGCCACAGCUAACGUCGACCCUCAGACCGAUAACUUCAUCCAGCAGACCAUUCGAAAGCAGUUCGCGACGUGUACUGUGCUAACCAUCGCCCAUCGUCUCAACACCAUCAUGGACUCCGAUCGUGUGUUGGUGAUGAGCGCUGGUGAAGUGGCAGAAUAUGAUCACCCAUACAUCUUGCUCUCCAACCCGAGAAGCCACUUCACCAGCAUGGUGAGGGAAACCGGUGACAAAACUAGCGCGCAAUUGUUCGAAAUCGCGAAAGCCUCGUAUCUCGAAAAGAAUCUGAAAGAUAGGGCUAGAUGAUUGUUGUAACGCGGCUAUACAUAUCACACGUGGCAAAGCUGUGAUUUUUGUGUCCUGUUAUAUGUAAUUAAGUACUCAAAAUAUACGGGACCUUAACGGGAACAAUUAGUAUCGAAUGUAUAUUAAAUGUUAGUCUAAGUUAAGUUAUCCAUGAGCUUAUAGGUACUUAAUUUCUCAAAAGACAAAUAAAACCUACAUAAAUUUAUCGUAUUUCUAUUUCUUCUCUCCGUAGCAAAAUUUAUAAAAAAUAAUUUAAUAUGUAAUGAUAAUAAUGCUCAGUGUUAAAGCAAAAAGCGUUUUUAUUUUUGUUAAAGGAUGCAAUUAAAGAGUUCAUGAAAAAAAGACGAAUAUUUUGGGACUAAGAAGCAAGCAGAAGAAAAGUUGUUUCAAAUAAAUUAAGACCAUUUUUUCCCGGGGUCCCUAAAGUAAAACGCUUAGGUACCAAAAUAAAUAUGCAUGCGUUAGAAUAACUUUAAGUACUUUUUUAUGAAAUAUUAUUUUUGCUGACCAAAAUGGAUAAAUGCUCACCAUUGAAAUAGGAACAAUAAUACCAAAUACUUCGAAUUCUAAUUUAUACGCUAAAUCCUUAUCAUAAUUGUCAAACUAAGAUUACAAACGUACACAGAUUUUCAAUUUUAUCAUAAUAAUCAAUGCACUGUACUGCCUAAGAUCUACCUGAUUAAAUACAUUUUUAGUUAAUUAAUGAAACGUAAGGGGGAAACGAAAGCAAAGACGCUCAUGGUUCGAACCACCGCACGAGCCGAGCGAGCGAAGCGGGCGUGCCGCAACGGCAGCUGGAGGACUUCUAUUUGAAUUGAAUUGAGAAUUGAUUUGAAGGUUUUAAUAUUUAUUAACUGUUUUCGUCAUCAGCCCAUAUAUGUUCCCACUGCUAGGACACAGGCCUCCUA